Molecule: messenger RNA, 882 nt
Organism: Chanos chanos (milkfish)
Lineage: Eukaryota; Metazoa; Chordata; Actinopteri; Gonorynchiformes; Chanidae
Gene: asb11
Product: ankyrin repeat and SOCS box containing 11
Exons: 7
Coding region: 1-882 (293 amino acids)
Biological process (GO): intracellular signal transduction; positive regulation of protein catabolic process; protein ubiquitination
Molecular function (GO): protein binding
Source: RefSeq, a predicted model, not a curated record
AUGGCUGCGAUUCAACCUGAGGUGUGUAUACAGAAAAAUUGGUGGGAACAACAGUUUAACGUCUAUGGAGGACAAGUGUGUAACGCAUUCAUGGCUGGCUCCUGGGCAGACAGGACGCCCCUCCAUGAAGCAGCUCUGCAGGGUCGUUUACUGCCUCUAAAGAGACUCCUCUCCCAGGGGUUCCAUGUGGAUGUGGUCACUCUGGAUGGCAUCACUCCGCUUCAUGAAGCAUGUCUUGGGGGUCACCUUACGUGUGCAAAACUGCUACUGGAACAUGGAGCUAAUGCAGAAGCUGUAUCAGUUGAUGGUGUCACACCCCUCUUCAGUGCCUGUUGCAGUGGAAACUCCUCCCUUGUCAGCCUCAUUCUAAAUCGCAGCUCUAUCCUCCACCCAGCCCAUCUACUCAGAUCCCCAUUGCAUGAAGCAGCAAAGAGAGGACAUACGGAUUGUGUAGAGCUACUGAUCUCUCAUGGUGUGGAUGCUGACAUGGAGUUGGCUGAAGUUGGCACGCCACUGUAUUGUGCAUGCGAAAACAGGAGCACUGAAUGUGUACAGAGACUACUGGUCACAGGUGUCAAUGUCCAGUGUGGACGUGGUCUUGAUACACCCCUACACGCUGCAGCCAGGGUCGGUGGUUUCAAGGUGGUGGAGCUGCUGCUUGAGCAUGGGGCUGAUGGGAAUUGUAGGAAUUCUGAGGGAAAGAAAGCCGCUGACCUAGCCUCAAAUGAUAGCAUCAGAAAACUACUGCUGACAGCAGAUCCUGUUUCUCUGGUCCAGCUUUGCCGGUUGUGUGUUCGCCGCUCUCUUGGCAUAAAACGUAUCAACAGAAUAAAAGCCCUCUACUUGCCAGAAAGCAUAUACACUUAUCUACUGUAUCAGUAA